Symbiodinium sp. CCMP2592 is the source of this 2907-nucleotide messenger RNA. Lineage: Eukaryota; Dinophyceae; Suessiales; Symbiodiniaceae. The record is from the annotation of a GenBank genome assembly.
AUGAAUGGUCAAGCUCAACCAGGAGGUAUGCCGUGGGCUGGGCAAGGCAACUUCAACGCCUUCCCGCAAGCCAUGAUGGGCAUCCAGCCCACAGCUGCUACCUCCGGAGGUUUGCCUGAUGGAGGAUGCGGGAUGUCCUUCCCAGCUGCCAUGCCAGGGGUUCAGGGCAUGCCUGGCCUUACCACAGGCAUUCCUUCAGAGUUGCAGCAGCAGAUGGUGAUGAUGCAACAACUGCAACAUCAGCAACAGUUGUUGCAGCAGCAGCUGCAGCAGCAGCAACAGCAGCAACCGCCGCAACAGCAGGCCCCUCCACCGACGCCUGGUGCAGACAAGGACCAGCAGGAAUUCACUUUGGUCGUGGACUCUCUGAGUUCUGCAGAGAGAGGGUAUUACUCCACUCUGUGGGGUAUUGCCUGUCCAAGUGGUGAGACGCUGGCUGGAAAGGCUGCCUUUGACUUUCUUUCCAAGUCGCAGCUGCCUCGCGAGAUCCUGAAGCGAAUCUGGGACAUCUCCGACCGGCAGAAGCGUGGUCUCGGAUGGGAGGAGUUCGUGGUGACCAUGAAGCUGAUCUCGGCUGCGCAGAAGAAGCAGCUGGUCUCUUUGGACCGGGUGCUCCAAACGACCGGGUCGACCUCGAGGGACUUUCCUGCCUUCGACGGCAUCGACCUCCCGGCAGACUCGGGUGAUCCAGCCGCUCAGGAGCCCGCACGCGGAGAUGUCUUCGCGGAGUUCGCCGCACUGGCUCCUGCAGCAGAAGGUCCAGUGGCAGGUGGCGCAAGCAUUGCUCCGGUGGAUGCAGUGCAGGAGCCAGCCAGUCAGAUGCAGCCGAGCAUGGGCCCCGGCACCGCACAGCCGGAGAGCCAAGACGAAUGGGCGUCUUUCGACUUGCCGGCACAAUCCGGGCAGCCCGAUGCAUCAUUGCCGAGUGCGGCUUCCGGUGCUGCAACGGCUGCCACGAACCAUGCGGCAGAAGAAGGAGAAUGGGCGUCCUUCGACUUCCCGGCACAGCCAUCGUCGGCAUCUGGAGGUGCAGCCGCACCGGCGAAGCCAAGCCCAUCUCCGCAGUGGGAUGCCGUCGAUGAGCUGGAUGAGAGUCGGCAUUCAGCAGGCCCCAGUGCUGCAAACGACAAGUGGGAUGCCUUUUCGGGUGCCAUGGAGGAGCCACGCGGCGACGCAGGCUCCGGGCAAGCUGGACAAAGCGGCAGCCGACCGGCAGAGUCGGCAAGCAACGGGGAAUGGGCGUCCUUCGACUUCCCGGCACAGCCAUCGUCGGCAUCUGGAGGUGCAGCCGCACCGGCGAAGCCAAGCCCAUCUCCGCAGUGGGAUGCCUUCGAUGAGCUGGAUGAGAGUCGGCAUUCAGCAGGCCCCAGUGCUGCAAACGACAAGUGGGAUGCCUUUUCGGGUGCCAUGGAGGAGCCACGCGGCGACGCAGGCUCCGGGCAAGCUGGACAAAGCCGACCGGCAGAGUCGGCAAGCAACGGGGAAUGGGCGUCCUUCGACUUCCCGGCACCUGCAGCCUCGCCGUCCUCGCCUUCAGAUUGGCCCUCCGACAGCGCGGCACAGCCAUCGUCCUCAUCUCGAGGUGGUGCUCCAGUGUCAACGCCUGCAGAUGCAGUGGCGGAGAUGCUGGAUGUCGAUGAUUUCACCUUGCGGGCUGCCCCAGGGCCUUCCGCUCUGAGCUUCCCUAGGCCGCCGGAAAGUCUCGGCCGAGCCUUCGAAGCUUUCGGCAGAGAGGAGGACUUGGAUGCAAGCAACGACUCCGAGGCUGACAGCCUCGUGCGGAGCCUGUGUGCCCUGGGCCGAUUCGAAGAGGCCCUGCGCUGCAAGGCGAACGGAGAUGUUCUAAAGCGUCUGCAGCAAGCAGAGGACAAGAAGAAGGACGCAGUGGCCAAGGACGACUUCGAGGGGGCAAUCCAGAUCCGCACGGAGAUCAAGGAGCUGAGCAACGCCGUGGAGUCCGACGAGGUGACCGAGGCGUGGAGACGUCUCGUGGAGACUGGCGAUGGCGACAAGAGCCUGGAGCGGGCAGCGGAGCAGCUGCAAGAGAGGUGUCAAUGGAUGGGCGACUCAGUCAGCAGUGCGGCUUUGGAAGUUGCAGUGAGCAACUUCAGGUCCGCUUGUCCCGAGCCUCGUCCCAACUGUCUCCAUGUGCUGCCCAGCCUCGUGCGGCAGCAGCGCCGAGCAAGGCAGAUGUGCCGGGCGAUUGAGGCAUUGACCUCGCAGAAUGUCCUCGAUUUUUUGCAGGCAACUCUGGUGAGCAUCAAAGCAUUGCGCGACCUUCUGGUGGAGUGCUCCACAACGAUGUCGCAGCUGGCGGAUCGCGAUUGGUCCGAGGAGGAGCGCGAGUGCGUUCAAGCGAGCGACGAGAUGCCGGAGUUCCUGCUGGGGUUGUCGGCUCUCCGAAGGCUCCUCUGGCGACUGGGCCUUGCAGCCGAGCUGUUCAUGUCAGACAGUGAAGUGCCAGCAGGCAGCCCAGAUGCCAAGGCACUGCAGGAGUUGCAAUCCGACAUGGCUUCCAGCCUGGCGGCAGCCAAGGCGUCCUGGGCAAAACUCGAAUCCGACGUGCUUGGCUUGCGGCUCAAACUGGAGCCCUGGCACGAGGCCACGUGCUUUGAGGCUGGCGGAUCUACCGCGGACAGCAACAUGGAUCUGCUCCGGACGGCCCCACUUUGCCCGUUCUGCCUUCUGCCCUGUGUGCCCUUGGCUCUGGAGGCAGAGGUUUCGAGUCUUGAUCCUGGUGCCGCCUCGGUGCCAUGGAGGGGCGGCCACUGGCACGUUCAAUGUGCGAACUUCUGGCUGAGGCAUGGACGCACCUCGGAGGCUUUCAAGGCGAGCGGAAUGGACGAUCCGUUUAAAGCCUUCGCCGUGGCAUUUUCGAGCCCAUCGCGAUUGUCAUCCUUGGCUUGA